This is a messenger RNA of Dalotia coriaria, 1114 nucleotides long. RefSeq lists its product as uncharacterized. The transcript is spliced from 2 exons. The record is from RefSeq and is a predicted model, not a curated record. Lineage: Eukaryota; Metazoa; Arthropoda; Insecta; Coleoptera; Staphylinidae. Bases 135 to 1049 code for a protein of 304 amino acids.
AGUUUAUUUGAUGUUCUUCAGCAUAAGUGUUGAUUUUUAUUUGGCGCUCAUAAUGAUAACAGCACACGGCGGAAUAUUAGUGAAAAAGUUACGUGAAUAAAAUAAUUCCACGAAAAUCUAUCUAUAAAUAAAUCAUGUGGGUGAAUGGCCUUCUGCGAAUAUCAAUUUUGAUUACAAUUCAAAGUUUAGUCCUUGCGAGACCUGACUCCAGGAUCGAUGAUGAUUACGACGACGACUUUGUGCCUGGUGGCAGGCUACUGGGAGAUGUUAUAACUGUUGCUGGAGAUGUUGUGGAAGAUGUUCUUGUGGGUGGAGAGGGUACUACUACUACUCCACAACCAACAACUACGGUUACUACUCCAACAACAACAGUUCCGACCACAACUCCUACGACUACUCCAACAACGACUCCUACUACUCCUACUUCUACAACUGUUACAACUCCCACGACUGCAACGACACCUACUACUGGAACAACACCAACAACUACUCCAACGGGUCCAACGACCCCUACUGGAACAACUCCUACAACACCAACUACUACAGCUACAACUCCAACAACAACUCCUACAACAGCUACAACUCCAACAACAACUCCUACUACUCCUACGACACCUACAACUCAUACAACCACUGCUACAACUCAAACAACAACUCCUACAACCGUUACCACCACUCCUCCAACAGUUACUACAACUCCUACAACUCCCCACACUACUUCAACAACAACAGAUCCAACUGCUACUACCCCAACUGCAACCACAACUGAUCCAACUGCAACAACACCAGAUCCUACAGCAACCACAACAAUAGAUCCUUCUGCAAGUACCACUGCUGUUAGCACAACUACAGCAGCACCGAAUGGUGCCCUUCAAAAUAUUCUAGCCUGGGCGGCUGCAAUUGGAGCAGGAUUAUUCGUAAACGCUCCAAUGAUAAGAGCCGCUAUAUUGUUUGCUGUAGCACUCAUGGCGCUUACAGGACCUCUGAAUAUUUUCGGUGUCAUGAUAAUUUUCUUUGUUCAGAUGAUCAGACCCUUCUUACCAAUAUAAAACUAACUUACUCACAACAAUGUAAUAAAUAUCAAAUCAAUAAAACAGUGGAAUAUUGUUCAAAA